GCAAACUUUCUACUUAAUUAAUCAUGGCUUUCUUCUCCAUGAUCAAGGCCCUUCUCCUUUGCAAUACUUCUCUCUCACUCCUUCUCACCACCCCUGCCUCAGGCAAGGGCUUCAACUACUUGCUCAGUGGUGACCGCCUCAACGCAGGCGAAGCCCUCGAAGUGGGUGACUACAAGUUUAUUAUCGAAAAUGAUUGCAACCUCUCCUUCUACAACUUUGGGACAGAGAAAUGGUCUUCGAACACCAAAGGUCUUGGUAAAGAUUGCUACCUCACCUUAAAUAGAAUCGGCGAACUCAAUAUUAUUAACAAAAAAGGUAUUAUCAUAUGGAAGACAGGAACUAAAGGGAAAGAUGGAAACUAUAUCCUCAUACUACAAAGGAACCAUGAAGUUGCUAUAUACGGUCCAAGCGUUUGGUCUAAUGACAAUAAUAACUAUGAAUCUGACGAUGUUGUCGUUGCCACUGCACUUAAUGGGACAAUAGGAGUUUCAAGCCAAGAGCAGAAUAACGUGAGGGAAAUGGGGAAAAUAAUGGAGGUUAUGAGUGAUGCAUAGUCUGGGUUUUAUAUUUAUGCGUAUUAAUGAAUAAUGAAUAAGACAUGCAUGCGUGUGAGUGCUGGAUGAAUGGGUUUAUUAUCUCAAGCAUGUUUUUAAUUUCCUUGUUCUGUGUGUGUUCUUAUCGUUGAAAUAAAAUGGAAGUUUGUCCUUGCAUGUCUUGUAAGCUUUUAAUGGAGUUGUUGUAGAAACUGCUUAUCUAAUAUAUUAAUUUCCCCCCUUCUAAUGGUUUGAACUUUAAAAAAUAAAUGA
Messenger RNA from Dendrobium catenatum, 806 nucleotides. RefSeq names its product mannose-specific lectin-like. NCBI's taxonomy places the organism in Eukaryota, Viridiplantae, Streptophyta, Magnoliopsida, Asparagales, Orchidaceae. The record is from RefSeq and is a predicted model, not a curated record. The coding region runs from base 24 to 554 and encodes 176 amino acids. The transcript has a single exon.